This is a messenger RNA of Stegostoma tigrinum, 5542 nucleotides long. RefSeq names its product arginyl aminopeptidase like 1 (gene rnpepl1). Lineage: Eukaryota; Metazoa; Chordata; Chondrichthyes; Orectolobiformes; Stegostomatidae. Gene Ontology annotation, molecular function: metalloaminopeptidase activity; zinc ion binding. The record is from RefSeq and is a predicted model, not a curated record. Gene Ontology annotation, biological process: proteolysis. The transcript has 11 exons. The coding region runs from base 228 to 2264 and encodes 678 amino acids.
UUUGCCGGCGCUCGGGCUCCCUAUUUUGUUCCUCAGAGCUUCUGCUGUUUUUCCCCGUUUGUUUUUGUUUCUGGGACCCCGGGAUCUGAUGGAUUUCACGUAGUUGAGUUGGUCGACGCCAUCUUUUCCGUGUUCCCAAGUUUUAACUUUGGUGAUUUAUUAUAUUUUAAUCCCCCACCACCACCUUUCUGUGUUUUUUUUUCUGUUUGUAUUCCUCCGGCUGGACCAUGGCUGCUGCCUUCGAGCGGCCAACUUUCUGCUGCUGCCGGAAAGUUGUGACCGGCUCGGCUAAAAGCGAGAGUUUGGAUCCGUCCCGGGACUGCCCUGUCGACAUCGCCUCUGCCUCCAACUUCCAGCAUUUCCAGAUCCAGCAUUUCCACCUGGAGCUGGACAUCAACUUCCCGAGCCGGGAGAUCCAGGCGGUGGAGGUGCUGGACUUGGUCUGUCUCCAUCCCGACACCCAGAGCCUGGUCCUGGACUCGCACCAGUCGCUGCUCAUCCGCUCGGUCAACGCUAAAUGUCGGUGCAGCUCGGGGGAAAACAGCUGGCCCCUCAGUCACCGCCUCGACCCUUUCACCGACUAUGGCUCCUCUUUAGUGAUAACCCUGCCGGCUGCCAUCAAACCUCUCAGCAACUUCCAGAUCAUCAUCAGGUACACUACAGCCGAUGGGCCGGCGAUUUGGUGGCUGGAUCCAGAAUUAACAAAUGGAAAAUCCAAACCGUUCCUUUUUACACAUGGUCACUCAGUGUGUAACAGGUCCUUCUUUCCCUGCUUUGACACUCCUGCUGUCAAGAGUACUUACUCCGCUACAGUUAUGGUUCCACCUGGUAUUAGAGUGCUGAUGAGUGCAACGCGGAGCACAUUUGAUGAGCAAGAAAAUAUAUACCGAUUUCAAAUGGAGUAUCCGGUUCCUGCUUACCUGUUAGCGCUUGUAGCUGGGGAUCUGAUUUCUGCUGAUGUAGGUCCACGAAGCAGAGUUUGGGCUGAACCUUGUUUGUUAAAAAUUGCAACCGCAAAACUAAAUGGCACUGUGGAACGGUGGCUAAGUGCUGCAGAGAAUCUCUUUGGGCCAUAUAUGUGGGAAAGGUAUGAUGUUGUUUUCCUUCCACCCUCUUUCCCAAUUGUCGCGAUGGAAAACCCAUGUUUGACUUUCAUUAUUUCCUGUAUUUUGGAAAGUGAUGAAUUUCUCAUUAUUGAUGUUAUCCAUGAAAUUGCACACAGUUGGUUUGGAAAUGCAGUUACCAAUGCCACAUGGGAAGAAAUGUGGCUGAGUGAGGGCUUAGCAACAUAUGCACAACGUCGCAUUACCACAGAAACCUAUGGGGCUGCUUUUACUUGUCUUGAAACCACUUUUCGACUGGAAGCACUGCAUCGUCAGCUGAAACUGCUUGGAGAUGAGAGUCCAGUCAGCAGACUACAAGUGAAGUUUGAGCCAGGCGUCAAUCCCAGCAGUCUAAUGAAUCUUUUCACCUAUGAGAAAGGAUUCUGCUUUGUGUACUAUCUUUCACAGCUCUGUGGAGACACAAAGUGCUUCGACUCCUUCCUCAGAGCCUAUGUAGAAAAGUUCAAGUUUACAAGUGUUGUUGCAGCUGACCUGCUAGAAUUUUUCCUCGGCUUUUUUCCUGAUCUCAGGGAGAAAUGUGUGGACAACAAAGAAGGGUUAGAAUUUGAGCGCUGGCUGAAUGCAUCGGGACCACCAUUGUUGGAGCCAGAUUUGUCUCAGGGAUCUAGUUUGAUUAAACCAGUGGAAUCUCUGUACCAGCUCUGGAGUUCAGAAACUCUUGAUGGAAACCGUAUUACUGACGUUGAUAUUUCUAAAUGGAAAACAUUCCAAAUAGUUCACCUGUUGGACAAACUUCUAGACAGAUCUCCACUGCCUCAUGAGGCCAUGAUGAAGCUCUCAAAGAGUUACUCUGCGCUGCUCGACUCAAUGAAUGCUGAAAUUAGAAUUCGUUGGUUACAGAUUGUAGUCAGAAACAACUAUUUACCAGAUUUCUACAAAGUGCGACGAUUCCUGGAAAAUCAUACCUCACGAAUGUACACUGGUCCUUUGUAUGAGGAUCUGUGUGCUGGAACCAUGAAGGCCAUUGCCAUGGAGACCUUUUACCUGACUCAGAACAGACUGCAUGUGAACUUGAGGAGAGCAAUCCAACAGAUUUUUGCACAUAGUGCUAACCCUGCUGCUGUUAUGACACUUCUAGAAGAUAAACCAUCCGAUGCAUCAAACCCCAUCUCACUCAGGGAUGUCAAUGUCUCAGCAUAGCUGAUCAACCCAUGCCAUUAUUGGAUGCAUUCAAGAAAAUAACUAACGUGACAACCUAACAGCUACAGAAACUGAAAAUGUUUCCAGCUAUGACUUUUUAAUUUAAACAAAAUUCCAGGAUUUGCGCUGGUUACCUUAAGGACCUCUUCCACGGAAUGGAGGAGCCUAAAUCAGCAUUCCAAAACUGUUUUUUACAAGACAGUAUUUCAUUCAACCAUUUGGCAUGUAGUUCUAAUAGUAAUUUUGUCACUCUUGAGUGUUUGACAUACAUUCAGGACAUGUAACUUCACAAAUCAUAGAUUGAGGAUGAUUCAUUGUUAAUCCAGGCACUCGAAAUCUUCAGUGAGCAGAACAGCUCGAAAGAACAGACAGCAUCUCAACUUCAACAAGUUAGCUACUACAGUGUAGAACCUAUUGCUGCUGAAGAGGCAAUUAACAAGUGAUCUGCCAGUGAAUGGUUGGUGCUAGUGAAAUAAUUAGUUUAGUAUUGGUUGCUUCUCGUUAGUUAGUUACAGAUUAGAAGUUACAUAUGAUGUAUUGCUAAUAGAACAGGAAUCAUUGAGACAGCAUAAAGCAAAUGAAUUCUGAUUUUGCCAAAACAGAAAGAUUCGUAAGUAAAAUCGCUCAUUUCCAAUAAGUUUGGUCCAUAUUGCUCAGUCCACAUGUUCCAUUUUCAAUAUAAAUUUGAUUAGUAACAGCAAGCAUUGUUCAGCAGUAAUGUAUUAUUCAAUGCAAGAUCUUUCGGUGCAUUAAUUGAUGCAUUAUGCAUCUUGUUUUUACCUCCGAAGGGAGAUUUCACUUGUAGCAAGUUGAGAACCAACUUAAUUCAUAUACAUAUUUCCGGCAGACUAGAAUCUACACUGGGAUGCAUACAGAAGCAUAGAGAUGUAAAGGUAAUGAUUUAAAUGUUCUGCAUUUGGGCUGUUUCAAAGUAAUUUCAAUUGGAUCCUUUGCAUUUGGUCCAAAAUUAUUUAAGAUUGGUUUAUUUUGCCUUUACAUUAUACUAUGAAUUGAAAUGUGUCUCUUCGCUUAUUGUUUUCUGAUAUUUGACUUCAUAUUUUUGCAGAAUUUUUUGGAAAGAAUUAUUGGAAUGAAUAUUUUCGAGAAAGUGAAUGAACGCUAGAAUUCUUAGAGUUCAUUUACUUGCAAUCCUUUGAAAUAGUGGAAUUAGGCACUUGAAUAUUUUACCCAAAUUUGUCAACUGUUUUAUUACAGUAAAUAAAAAACAUAUCGUCAGAACGAUUAGGUUAAAAGAAAGAACAUUUGCUCCAAAGUUCUAAUGAGACAUUUUCUUUUAAUCCAUAGAGCAAUCCUUCAUCUUACACUGCAGUUUGUACAGUAGAGUCUAAAGUAUUCCAUCUCUAAGUACAAUUGUAUUUCACUUCCAUCAUAGCUGUGUUUCAUUUAUUAAAACAUUUGGCAAACCUAGUGGGUUGAUAGGCAUAUCUGUGUGUGUUAUGGAAUGAUGCUGUGGCAUUUGGGAUGGGAUGCAUUGAAGUUCAACAUUAGCUGUUGUUCCACAGUCUUGAUGUGGAGAUGCCAGUGUUGGACUAGGAUGGACAAGGUCAAAAAUCGCACGAUAUCAGGUUAUAGUCCAACAAUCUUUUGGACACCUGAAGAAGGAGCGAGACUCCAAAAGCUUGUGUCAUCAAAUAAAUCUAUUGGACUAUAACCUGGUGUUGUGUGAUUUUUGACCCAGUUCCACAGUCUGGUAGUUGGGUGCCUGGUUGUGGUUCAGAGAGAAGAUAGAAUAUUGUGCAGUUCAUUAUGAUUGGCGCUGUACUAAUGUGGUGGUUUUGACUGUUGCCGAUUUCUGUUUGUUUCGAUGCCGGAUUAUCUAGGACACCUCUGUUAUUCAACUUGAUGAAUAGCAUGCGCUCCCAUAGCUGCAAGUGUUGGAUUUAGUAAAUAUGCUAUUGAGGACGACCCAGGAGAUAAAGACAACACUGAAAGAAUUGUAGCCACUGCGUCCACACUGGAACCACCUCAACAAAGUCCAUUUAUUCUGAUUAAAUUUUUGUACCUUUUCCCUUUUUGUAUUUCUUAAAGUAUGUUCAAAAAAGACAUAAAUUUGUACAGGGGCCAAAAACUGUGUUAUGAAUUUGCACAAGAACUUGUAUGCAACUGUUCAACUGGCCAUACUUUUCUGAGGUAGUGCAGCCAGUGGUGCCUUUUCCAUCAGUAUUCUACUGAUUUCUAAUCCAUAAGCUUCAGUUUCCUUUUACAGAAGCCUCAUUAUACCAUGUUCAGUAAAUGAAAUAAAACACUUGCUCAGAAAAUGGAUUGUUAAUUGUUUACAAAAAAAAAUUCUGUAAGUCAGAACGAUUUUGUUAUGUCCAAAUAGUACAUUUGUCUUAGCAACCCAAACUGAUUUAGCUUUGUCUUUUUAUGAAACAUAAUAUUUUGCAUAGUGGCAUGUUAUUGUUAAGAUGAAAGUUAUAUUUUCCCAAGACUGAAAAAGCUAUUUAUCCAUGAUCUUAUGUGGAUGCCGUAGUUUUCAGGUUUAUAAUUUUCAUAAUGUUAACUGAUAACUAAUGAAGAUUAAAAUAAAAAACAAACCCAAUUCUGAACAAAUACACCAAGAACAUUUUAACAUGUCUUUAUCUUCUUGGAUGUUAACUGACCUGUUGUAUAUUUCCAACGUUUUCUGUUUUUAUUUUCAGAUUUCCAGCUUUGAAUUUUGUCUUUCAUUUGUACGCAAAAAACUUUCUUUUUAUUACCCAACUAAAAUCAUACCAGAAUUUAUACUUGCAAAUUCAUCAAACUGAACUGUAUGUAUCUAUUUUAAGAGGAAAAGGCUAAUGGAAACAUUUUAUUUUAUCAAAGUAUUUUGCAAGUACCGAUAAUGUGAAAAUGUGAAUGUAAACAAAAAUAAACAAGGAAGCCAUGAUUUAGUGGUUGACUUGGAUAAUGCUAUUGUUUCAAUAACAUAAGGACAGGUUUGUUAUAUCUCCAGUACCAUUUGGAACAUAACUGGAAUUGUAUGUAUGUGCAGGGGACGUAGAGUAGACUGUAAAGUGAUCUUUCAGAUAAGAAAGAACAGUGCAGACUUCUGAAUUGAUAUGUUGUGAGGCGGUAGAAAAGCCUACAACUAAAACUGAACACUUGAAAAAUAAUUUCUAGAGAAAAUCUGAGUAUAUCGGGAUUGAGUGCAUGAUUGUAGUUUCAAACAUUUCAGUUGGUUAUCACUGGAACUUUGUGUUUGAAAAUGAAAAAUUAUUUCAGAAUGAAUAAACCAUUAUGCAAUGGACAAUAAAUCUUGGUAAUGGAGACCAUAA